Messenger RNA from Trichoplax adhaerens, 690 nucleotides. RefSeq lists its product as uncharacterized. Gene Ontology annotation, molecular function: threonine-type endopeptidase activity. Bases 1 to 690 code for a protein of 229 amino acids. Lineage: Eukaryota; Metazoa; Placozoa; Uniplacotomia; Trichoplacea; Trichoplacidae. The record is from RefSeq and is a predicted model, not a curated record. The transcript is spliced from 10 exons. Gene Ontology annotation, cellular component: proteasome core complex.
AUGUUCGCUAAAAAGGGCAUUCAAGCCGCUAAAGCUAGAAAAACCGGUACAACAAUUGCUGGGAUUGUAUUCAAGGAUGGGAUUAUCCUUGGAGCGGAUACGAGAGCAAGUGAAGGAACAUUUAUUGCUGACAAAAACUGCAGUAAAAUCCACUAUAUUUCACCAAACAUGUACUGCUGUGGCGCAGGUACUGCAGCUGAUACUGAGUAUGUCACACGUUUGAUCUCGUCUAAGAUUGAACUACACAGCCUAACGACCGAAAGAAAACCUCGUGUUGUAGCGGCUUUGACGAUGCUGAAGCAAAUGUUGUUUAGAUAUCAAGGUUAUGUUGGUGCCUACCUAGUUCUUGGUGGCGUUGAUUCUACAGGCCCGCAUUUGUAUACAGUUCAUGCUCGUGGUAGUAGUGAUAAACUGCCUUACGUAACUAUGGGUUCUGGAUCUCUUGCUGCUAUGGCAGUGUUCGAAGAUAGAUACCAUGUUAAUAUGGAGUUAGACGAAGCAAAGCAGCUAGUUAGGGAUGCAAUUGCAGCUGGAAUUUUUAAUGAUUUGGGUUCGGGAAGUAAUGUUGAUCUCUGCGUAAUAACAAAAGACGGGACCGAUUAUAUUCGCCCGUUUGAUGAAGCAAACAUAAAAGGCGUCAGGCAAGGAAAAUAUCGUUAUAAGAGAGGAACUACAGGUUUGUAUACAUGA